AUGUCCAAAUACGCACUCUGCCACCCCAGCACGGAUGCUACGACGAGGCUUAUCAUCGAGGUGUUCCUCAAACCUUUGGCUCCCAUCCUCACGGUGGAAGAGGGUACCGAGCUCAGCCUUCAGCAGGGUGAUGGCUCAACUGCUCAUACACAACUGUCGCCGAUCCUUCAGUCAUUGUCAACCGACUGCAAAACACUCUUCGCGGGCUCCGACGAGGAGAAGCAAGUGGGCUUGAGUUGGAUCGAGAAGCUCACAUCCUGGUCUGGCAAACCCGACAGUCUCAACCUGAAAGAAUUAGGCGAUCACUUGCAGUCACGAACUUUCAUGAUCGGCUCCCAACUGAGUGUCGUGGAUCUCGUCGCUUACACAAAGUUACAUUCUUACAUGAGCUCAUGCAGUCACCAGGAUAAGCUACAACACCCGUCAGUGACGCGCCACUUCGACUUGAUCCAAAACAUCGGCCCGGUCCAACAGGCGAUAGGCCAGCACCCAUCUCUCACACUCCCACCUGUCCCGAUCAAUGUUGCAGACGUGCCUGAGGUGGAGCGGAAAGCGCCUCUAGUCGAGAAGAAAGAGAAGAAGGCCAAGCCGACGACGACGACAGCAGAUGACGCAGCAGCUCAAACGAACCCCAAAGCUUCGGCUUCCACGCCUGGUGAGAGCAAGAAAUCUGCUGGGGCCGAGAAACAGAAGGCUGAGAAAAAAGAGAAGAAGAAAGGCGGCGAUGGGGGCGAGGGCAAGAAGCCGGCCCCUGCAGCUGAUGGCCCUCCCAUGCCACACAUGAUCGAUAUGCGGGUGGGCAAAAUCGUACAUGUCGAAAAGCAUCCAGACGCCGAUUCGCUCUAUGUUGAGAAGAUCGACUUUGGCGAGCCAGAGCCACGCACGGUCGUCAGUGGAUUAGUCAACUACAUCCCCAUCGAGGAGAUGCGUGAUCGGCUCCUGGUCGGCAUAUGUAAUCUGAAGCCAGCCAACAUGCGGGGCGUCAAGAGCUUUGCCAUGGUCCUGGCGGCUACCUCCAAAGACGGAAAGGGUGGCUCCGGAAGCGUCGAGCUUGUCGCCCCUCCGCCCGGCUCUCAGCCCGGUGACCGGAUCUACUUCGAGGGCUUCGAGGACCAAUCCCCGAUCGAACAACUCAACCCGAAAAAGAAACAAUUCGAGACGAUCCAACCCAAUUUCACCACCUUGGACACCAAGGAGGCCUGUUGGACGGACCCCAAUAACGGGCACAAGCCGCAUCGGAUCAUGAGCGCCAAGGGAGUCUGUUGUGCGCCGACAUUUGUGGGCGCGUCUUUGUCAUAA
Messenger RNA from Puccinia triticina, 1299 nucleotides. RefSeq lists its product as uncharacterized. Lineage: Eukaryota; Fungi; Basidiomycota; Pucciniomycetes; Pucciniales; Pucciniaceae. The record is from RefSeq and is a predicted model, not a curated record. The coding region runs from base 1 to 1299 and encodes 432 amino acids. Gene Ontology annotation, cellular component: methionyl glutamyl tRNA synthetase complex. Gene Ontology annotation, molecular function: tRNA binding. The transcript has 7 exons.